Danio aesculapii is the source of this 566-nucleotide messenger RNA. Its product is annotated as cortexin domain-containing 1 protein-like. Lineage: Eukaryota; Metazoa; Chordata; Actinopteri; Cypriniformes; Danionidae. Bases 384 to 566 code for a protein of 60 amino acids. The record is from RefSeq and is a predicted model, not a curated record. The transcript has 2 exons.
UCACAGGUCACACAUCAGCCGUGUUUCUACAGCAGCCCAAAGGGGUGUUUUAAUGCCAUAUAGGGCCUGAUCGUUACCAAACUCCUCUUUAACUAUUCAUUGGGGACGCAGGUGCCAAGUGUUGGUGUGUGUGUCUCUCAGGCCAGAGGAAGACAUGCUAAUACCGGAGAUAAGAGAACACGUAUCCCUGACCGCCGACAGGAUCCCAAACAUCCAGCAGGAGCACAACACCGCCAGCUUGGGUUGCAUUGGACUGUGUGAAUUCAUGGGAUCUGCUCUCAUCGCCAAGACAAAAGCAGGACCAGACUCUUCACGUCUCGGGAGUUUAUGAGUGAAGAUCAUGUGUUUUGAAGCUUGGAGCUGAUUCCUCCAUCAUCAUCAUUAUGGAUCUUCCUCUUCCGAUGUCCCGGCUGGAUGUGGAUGUGGACCUGGGCUUCGCUCUGUUUUUUCUGGUGCUGCUGUGUUUGUUUCUACUGGUGACAGUGGUCCGCUGCGCUCAGAUGGUCUUGGAUCCGUACAGCGCCAUCUCUGUGUCCACCUAUCAGGAAGAGCAGGUGGAGGGAUGA